AUACCUAGAGGUUAAGUAGAGUGAGAGAACACAAGAUUCAUAAGUAUUCAGUACAUGGUGAUUAUUAGAUAGGAGAAGAUGGUUGGUUUUACAGAAGGUGCACUUGUGAAGAAGCUUAUGGAGCUUAAUGCCUCGCAGCAGAGCAUACAGACCCUCUCCCUCUGGCUGAUCCAUCAUAGAAAACAAUCCUCAGUUAUUAUAAAAGUCUGGUUCAAAGAGUUCUGCAAAUCUAAGGACAACCGCAAAUUAAUAUUUUUGUACUUGGCAAAUGACAUCAUACAAAACAGCAAGAAGAAAGGUCCUGAACUCAGCAAGGCAUUUGCUUCUGUUUUACCAAAGGCAUUUGAGCACAUGAAACAUUUUGACGACAAAACAAAAUAUAAAGCUUGUAGGUUAAUAAGUAUUUGGGAGGAAAGAGGAAUUUACGAUAAAUCACAAAUUACAAGGCUUAAGGCAACAUUUUUCGAUCCCGAUUCUGAAUCUAAUGAUGAACCUGGCACACCACCAUUGCCACUACCAAAGAAAAUUCGCAAAGUCGAAAAUAAAGAAAGAAAGGAACGAAAAAGAUCGGAGACUGAAGUUGAGGUCGAUGGUACCAAAGAAUUGCAUAUAACGCUAAGUCCACGAACACCAGGUGACGAUCCGCCUGAAACUGAGGAAGUCAUCAAAGUUAUGAUGGACCUAGAAAAUGCAGCCUCAUCAGAUGCCGCAGUAAGAGAGCGCAUAGCAUCCUUGCCACCAGAAGUUUCCCAGGAGUCUCUACUGGAAAAUUUAAAGGAUAACUUGUCCGCUGAACGUCUUAGUCUGGCUGUAAAUGAAGCGACAGCUUUGCUUGACGAUUACAACGGUAGAUUGCAGGCUGAAAUGAAAGACAGAAAGAGAUUGUCUGCGAUGCUUAGGUAUUACACUUUGUCCCAGCAACAGCUGCUGCAACAGGCUGAGUCAAGACUAGAGGAAUACAAACAGAAACUAAAAAAGACUCGCGCUUUGCGAGAAAAAGUCAAAUCUCAUGUUCCUAAUCUUCCGGAUUUAACACAACUGCCAGAUGUCACAGGUGGACUGGCACCAUUGCCUUCAGCUGGUGAUCUCUUCAACAUGUAGUACCAAACGAAUAACUACGAGAAGAAAA
Copidosoma floridanum is the source of this 1129-nucleotide messenger RNA. Its product is annotated as regulation of nuclear pre-mRNA domain-containing protein 1B. NCBI's taxonomy places the organism in Eukaryota, Metazoa, Arthropoda, Insecta, Hymenoptera, Encyrtidae. The record is from RefSeq and is a predicted model, not a curated record. Gene Ontology annotation, molecular function: RNA polymerase II complex binding. Gene Ontology annotation, biological process: mRNA 3'-end processing.